This is a messenger RNA of Vicia villosa (hairy vetch), 1032 nucleotides long. RefSeq lists its product as uncharacterized. The coding region runs from base 1 to 1032 and encodes 343 amino acids. The record is from RefSeq and is a predicted model, not a curated record. Lineage: Eukaryota; Viridiplantae; Streptophyta; Magnoliopsida; Fabales; Fabaceae. Gene Ontology annotation, molecular function: catalytic activity. The transcript has a single exon.
AUGAUCACAUCAUGGAAUGUUAGGGGACUGAAUAAAGCAGGGAAAUUUAGGGAGAUCAGUUCCCGUCUCCACAACCUAAACCCUGCAAUUAUGAUCUUAAUUGAAACAAGAGUAAAGGAAAAAAAUGCUGAUAUGAUUAGAAACAAGAUGAAACUCAAAGGUAGCUACUUGGACAACUAUGAUAAGCAUGCGAAUGGGAGAAUUUGGAUUUGCUGGGAUGACAAUCGAAGGCAUAUUGAGUUAAUUGAUAGCACUGAUCAGUUUAUUCAUUGCAAAAUCAGAGAUGACAAAGGUGAUUUCAAGUAUUGGAUGAACGUCGUAUAUGCUCACAACCAACUGCAGCUGAGAAAGAAACUUUGGCAGGAUAUUCUGAAAAUUCACUCUAACCAACAGGGGCUGUGGAUGGUGAUUGGGGAUUUUAACAAUGUUGCUAAAGUGGAUGAUAGAAUUGGGGGUAGUAUGGUGACUGAGAAAGAGUAUGUGGAUUUGAUUGAUAUGAUGAAUCAGACUGGACUGUAUGAGAAGGAAAGCCAGGGUGAUUAUUUCACUUGGACAAAUAAACAAAAGGCAAAUGCCAUCUAUUCUAGAAUCGAUUGUUUGCUUGGUAACACAGAAUGGAUGCAACAGAAUGAGGAUGCUGAAUUAAUAGUUAUGAGCCCUAGUGUGUCUGAUCAUUCUAUGCUUGCCUUAAGCACCCCUGAUCCAAUACCACAGAAGCGUAGCAAGUUUAAAUUUUUAAACUACACUUCUGACUUGAAUGAUUUUACAGAGACUGUUAAGCUGAACUGGAACUUGCCGUUGAAUGGUAGACCAAUGUACGUAGUGUGGAAGAAGCUUCAAAGAUUACAGCCUGACCUUAAGAAGCUGACAAAGCCCCGGUCUGAUAUCACCCGAGAGAUUGCUCAAGCCAGAGUUGAUCUUGCCACGGCCCAGGAUGAACUUCUUACUGACAAAAUGAAUGGGGAAAAAAUUGUGAAGGUUCAAACAUGUACUGCAGCCCUGAUUCAAUGGCAGGAAUUGAAGGUAGUAUGA